This is a messenger RNA of Dovyalis caffra, 258 nucleotides long. The record is from the annotation of a GenBank genome assembly. NCBI's taxonomy places the organism in Eukaryota, Viridiplantae, Streptophyta, Magnoliopsida, Malpighiales, Salicaceae.
AUGAACCAGAAAUCAAACCCCAAGCCUUGGCAACGGCAUCGUGCCCAUGGCAUCUCCAAGGUUUUAAAGACUUUUUCCACGUCAUCAUUUUCCUCUCUCUCUUAUUUCUCACGUCCCAAAGACUCUUCACAUCGUAAGAUCUCAAAGGCAAGAAAUGAAAAGAAUGGGUUGUUCUCAAACACUGAAGAGAACAGAUAUCAAGCCAAGAAAAUAAUUGAAAAUUACUCUAAUCCACUGUACAAAAUGUACAGAGAGUGA